Erythranthe guttata (spotted monkey flower) is the source of this 1720-nucleotide messenger RNA. RefSeq names its product cyclin-D5-1. The record is from RefSeq and is a predicted model, not a curated record. NCBI's taxonomy places the organism in Eukaryota, Viridiplantae, Streptophyta, Magnoliopsida, Lamiales, Phrymaceae.
AAAAAAAAAAAAAAUUAAUUAGUGAUCUUGUCCAACAAUAACACAGUAAAUAAAUAUGGGCAUUAGCAUCUACGGGAUUUUGGCGGCACCAAAAUCGCACCUCGACUCCUCCGUUUACCACCACCUUAAUUCCCCCUUUUCCCCUAUAAUCUAGGUUUCCGAUUCCCUCAAUCUCUUUCCCAUUUUUUCUUCUUCUCGAAUCUCCACAGCAAUUAUACUACUACUAUUAUUCUCUAUUGGAUUCCCCAAUUUUUUUUAAAUUUUUUUUGGAAAUGGAAAUGGAGGAAUCUGAAAAUCCAUGGCCCAGCCUCUUGUGUGAAGAAGAAGAAGACUCGUGUUUGACGGAACAGCACUCCGGAAACUUUGAUUUUUGUUCUGUUUCUGAGUCGGAAUCGGAGUAUGUUGAAAUGUUAAUCGAGAAAGAGACGAUCUUUGAGCCAAACAGCGACGAAUCUUCACUCGGGAGUGAUGGAAUCUGGUUGAAAUGCGCACGUAGGGAUGCCGUCAAAUGGAUUCUUCACACUAGGGUUCUCUUUGGAUUUCACUUCCACACGGCGUAUCUAUCGCUGAUUUAUUUCGAUCGGUUCUUUUCGAGAAGGUCGAUUGAUAAUGGAAAGUUAUGGGCUAUUCGAUUAUUAUCCGUCGCCUGUUUGUCGUUAGCUGCAAAAAUGGAGGAAUGCCAAGUGCCUGCUUUAUCCGAAUAUCAUGUCGACGAAUACAAUUUCGAAGGGAGUGUGAUACAGAGAAUGGAAUUGAUAGUGUUGAAUACGUUGGAAUGGAAAAUCAGCUGCGCCACUCCUUUUGCUUAUCUAAACUAUUUCGCCACCAAGUUCUGUGGCAAAUCGAGUCGUAUAGAUCUGAUUAAUCGAGCGGUUGAAUUGAUCUCGGCAUUAAUGGAAGAAAUUAAUGUGGUCGAACACCGGCCAUCAAUUAUUGCAGCUGCUGCAGUUUUAGCAGCUUACGAUUAUCGCUUAACCGAAAAAGUAAUUGAGAUUAAGACGAAUGCAAUCCCAUCAUGGGGGCCCCUAGAAAAAGAGCACACUUUCUCGUGUUAUAGUAUGCUGCAAGAAAUCGGGAUGUCGAAAUCCAAGACGUCGAAAUUGAUUAAUUCGUCGAGUUUACUAUCAUCCCAUUCAAGCUCCAUCGACAUUCUUGACCACUCGAUAAUCACAUCGAGAGUCGGCAAUAAAAGAAGGCUUACACAUAUCAGUGGCGAUCAAUAUUGUUCUAAGCCCAAGAUUCCUAAAUCGUAAGGAAUCGGAGCAUAAUCUUUUAUUAAGGAGAUGGUUCGUGUAAUUUGCAGAUAAUAUUGGAUUAAGUUUCUUUAAUGGAGUUCUCUUUGGGGGAGGGCUCCAUUUUUGCAGCAUUGAGCAAAUGCCAAUAGUGAAAGGUGGAAUUAGCACAAAUAAAGAGGAGUAUAUACCUUUUUUUGCUUACAAGUGAUGAGUAAGGUAAAAAAAAAAAGCCGGUUGUUGAGGGAGUGAGAGCCAAAGGAUUGAUUUUUUUAAUUUUUUUUUAAAAAAUUCUCGUAAUUUUGCUUCGUUGCAAAGUCGAUUCUUUUGAAGUGAUUUUUUUUUUUUUUUUUGCAUGUUUAUGUUUUUAUAUUUUUCAACAUUGUUGUUGAAAGAGCCAUUGAGAUGCUUUCUUUCUAUGCAAUAUUUUUCAGAAGGCAAUGGUGGGGGAAAUAAGGAAUGAGAGAUUGUUUCUUGUUUGAUGUGAU